AUGCCGAUACUACCUGGAAGCUGUGCCAGCAGGGCUCCGAGAAAUGCGGGCGACGAAGCUGCUGGCAGAGAUCAAGGCGGAUAUUCCAAGGGGCAACAGCACCUACUCGAUGGGCGUGUUGUUGAAGAUGAACUGGGUGCGGGCCUUGACGACGGAUCUCCCGGCGUGGCUCUGCUUCAUCGUGGCGGCGCUCAAGACUCUGUGACGACCUCAGGUGUCGAGGAGGGAAAUGCAGAUGGGCGAAAGGCGACGACGUAUGAGUCCUGUUCCUGGUGGUCCCACGGCCAUUUCUUCAUUUCCCCUUAUGAGUUAGGGUGCGAAAUUGAACCAAAAGGAGAAAAGGACAUCGAUGAGAUAGCAUUUUGGCAUGAUAGUAACCCCUCACAUCGAUCCCAAAGCCCCCCACCCUACCCACGCGCGCCCGACCAGAAUCCUACACCCUCCUACUUCUUUCAAUCCCAGGUAUCCGAAUACUCCUCCCAACCAGCAUCCCCAAAUACCUCCCCAUGGCCUUCGACAGCCCUGCCCCCUCAGCCUCCCGGGGUCGACGUGUCCCAGACAUGCGUGAAAGUGCUCAAACAGCUGUAUUGGCUCAAGGGAAAACAAUAUCAAAUCAUACAGUCACUGAGAGCGCAAUCCAUUUUAGGCCCUAUAGAUGUGAUAUCCCUACUGAUGUCGUUACAAAAUGGUAGAUAUAUUGAUAUACUAAAAUAUUCUAAGAAAACAUGCUGCUGGCCCUGCCUGGGCCUCCCAGGUUAUUAUCUUGUCAUCAGAAUCAUCACCCAAACUAUUCCCCUCCACCUGCCACUUCGGCUUCACACAAUGACGACCCUUGGCCUAUUCUCACGAUUGCCAUAUGAAGUCCGAGAGCAAAUCUGGCUGGAAUUUGCUCCAACCGGUCAAGAUAUGUGCCUUAGAUGCACACAAAAAACAGACCUUCGCAUACUCUGCACAAGCAGAGAUCUUUACGACGAGAUAUCAAGAGUACUUUAUCAGACCUCCUCCUUGGAAUUCGAUCUCUCACCUAUUCACCAACCUGGAAAGAUAUGGACCACUGUCCAUUUUAAGCAGGGACGCCAUCAGCAGAGGGUAAAUGCCAGGUGGAUCCUACACAGCUUAGCCGAUGCGCGAUCUCGUGGCUUUCACCAUCUCCCCUUCGACAGGAUCGAUAAUGUGAUCGUGAACCUCUCUGCACCAAACCCCAAGGGUGCCGGCAGACUUUUCUGGCUUUGGCAAAAGGUCACCGACCUGGUUAGCCUUUUCAAAGAAGCAGCCACCACAAUCCGAAACCUGACCAUCCGGCUCCAGAAAUGUAAUAACAAGAACGGUCAAGAUUGGCUCGAUCGAUGGGGAACAGCCAACCAGAGCAUAUUCCGCCUCUAUGACCACGAUGUGGUCGUUGUACCCUUCUGCACAUUACGGAAUCUCGAGACCAUUGAUGUCGAAACCCACUCCAAGGAGCUCGAGGACACGAUUGAUUGGAAGAUCAUGAAUUGGGCCAUGAACGCUGUCUGGGACAGAAGCUGGAAUCACUGUGUCUCGGCAGACUAUACUAAAGGCGAUGAAGAUGGAAUCGCCGAACACGAUGUGGACCGCAAGGUGGCUAGUGACUACUUCUGGAUCUACAAAGAGUUAUGGAACUACGCCGAGGGCAAUGCGGCCAACCUGGCACGGCGCAACUUUCUCAGCAGUUGGUUUGCUCAGGGGUCUAGCGGCUAUUCCAAGUUUGAACAACAAAUCCUUCGGAUUAACAGUCUCUACCCUGAUAUUAUCCAAGCCUACGAUCCUGACAUGGUUGGAUUAAGUGAGAUGCAUCUUGCACUGGUGUGUCUAUAUCACCAUGCGAGAUCAUUGCACGGCAGGAGGAAUAAUACGGAAGAACCAGAUUACUGGGACCAGGAGGUAUGGGAGUUGGCCUUUCCAUUUGGUAUUCCAAGAUCAAUGUUGGAUGAAUAUCGUGACAAGAUUGAGCCUCUACUGGACUGGGAUACUUACUUUGAUUAUGUGGAGGAGAAGGGUGGCUUUCUUUCAACCUUCAACCACGUUCUUGAAGAAUGGAAGUCCAACAGAUCAAGCCAAAAUCCAGAAGAAGAACUGCAAAACGCGGCUGUCACUGAGCAAACGGCAUGA
This is a messenger RNA of Rasamsonia emersonii CBS 393.64, 2130 nucleotides long. RefSeq lists its product as uncharacterized. The transcript has 5 exons. The coding region runs from base 1 to 2130 and encodes 709 amino acids. The record is from RefSeq and is a predicted model, not a curated record. NCBI's taxonomy places the organism in Eukaryota, Fungi, Ascomycota, Eurotiomycetes, Eurotiales, Trichocomaceae.